Molecule: messenger RNA, 1714 nt
Organism: Linepithema humile (Argentine ant)
Lineage: Eukaryota; Metazoa; Arthropoda; Insecta; Hymenoptera; Formicidae
Product: UPAR/Ly6 domain-containing protein CG9338-like
Biological process (GO): sleep; positive regulation of voltage-gated potassium channel activity; regulation of synaptic transmission, cholinergic
Source: RefSeq, a predicted model, not a curated record
UGAAUAUCAUGAAAUGUAUCAAUGUAAAUAUACUGCGUAGAAGAAAAUAUUCACCCCAACAAAUGAAAUCCAUGAGUCGUGCGUGAGUUAUAUAUAGCGGAGAGUUUGGGCAACGGUGGAGAGUAUAAACUGUCCAGGGCAACGUGGUAGGAGAAAAUAGAGGGCGAGUAACGCGCAGGAUACAGAAAGCUCGCAGAGUCGUACUCGCGAUCAGUCUGUCUACACGACGACAACCCCUUCCGAAAAGUGCUACCCCUUGAAAGCGUCUAAUUUGUAUUUUUAUCAUCGAGAGGAUAAAAACACAUCGAUCACAAAAAAGCAAGAUGCAUCGAAGAAUUGCAAUACUACUCAUCGCUUCAGCCCUCGUUGUGAAAGUUUAUUCAGAGAAUGUGCUGAAAUGCUACAUGUGCACAUCACUGUCGGACGAAAAUUGUGGUUCCGGUUUGACAGUACACUCGUUGCAUCCCGUUGAAUGUACACUUCCGAAGAUGAUAGAAUGGCAGAGAAUCAUCAAGCAGCACAAUAUUCCCAGGUCGUUCGCUCCACUUUUCGAAGUCGCUGAAUCGCUACAAAAUUAUCGCACUCCCCACCACAUGGCCUGUGCUAAAAUGGUCCUUUAUGUCGGAGACCAAAAUGUGACUGUAAGAACAUGCCAAAUGGCCGAGACGGAAGCCGUUUAUCCAUGUCAGGCAAUGAACAAAACGCUAAAGAAUAGAAUGGUCAGAAUGGAGCAAUGCUCGCUCUGUCUUAAAGAAGCCUGCAAUGGCACAAUAUUCCCAUCACCGGAAAUAUUCUAUAUUUUCCUGACAUUUCUUGGCACUCUUAUUUACGCUGCUUUUUAUCAUUGAGCCUAAUUUAUCAUUUCAUACGCUCCGAAAAGACUUCCCAUACAAUAGACAAUAACAGAUGCUAACUCAUUUUAUAAUUGUAAAUUAAUCCACCAGAAACUUCCGAAUUGAUUGAUAAAUAUCUACUUAUAAUAUAGACGAAUAUAUUAUGUAUAUUACUUAUAUUAUUUAUAACUAUUUAUACUGUAAGCUGUUGCCAUUGCAAGGCUGAUUACAAUUUGCGCAAAUUCAUCGCAAAAUCGCAGAUGGAAACAAAUUAUUUAAGUCUACAUUUGCAUUCCGUGUUGCAUUUGCAACUUAAAAUUUGUGCGUGUAUGUGUGUAUUGUUUGUGAGUGUGUAUGUAAAAGUAUCGUAAAAAUCGCACGUUUUCUCAAGCAUAAUUUUCGUUCAAUUUCCACUUUUUAAUGAACAUUAGAUGACGGAUUAUUUCUUAAUUAUUUUUAUCAUAUCCUUUUAAUCUUUUCGAUCCUUUAUCGAGAUAAACUCGAUAUUAUGCUUUACGACAAUCCUACGCAUAGCAGAUAGUUGAAGCAAUAUAUAAUUAGCAAACUAUUUUGUUCUAAUUUUCAUCAAAUUUCUUAAACAACAGUAAUUUAUUGUAUUUAUCUUAAUCGAUAGCGAUAAAAUUCGAUAGUUAAAAUAAGGAUGGAAUAUUUAAUAUUAAUUUAUUUAUCGAAAUUAAUUCGAAAUUAAUUAAAUUCGAUCCGCAAAAAAUUAAUUUCCUUUGUUCUAUCGAUAUGUGUUAAAAAUAAUCGAUUUUAUCUUAUUACUAGAAAACAGGAAAACAAAUGCGUUAUAUCUGUACAUACACUUUCUUUCAUUUCUAUUCUUUUUUUAUUGUAUAUCAUAAAAUAUAAUAUUACUU